Messenger RNA from Acaulospora colombiana, 532 nucleotides. The record is from the annotation of a GenBank genome assembly. NCBI's taxonomy places the organism in Eukaryota, Fungi, Glomeromycota, Glomeromycetes, Diversisporales, Acaulosporaceae.
AUGCCAAAAAAAAAGGGCCUUUUCAAAAUUAAGCGUAAUAAACAGGAUUCGGAACCUUAUCCAUCACUCGGAAAAGUACCUUUUACCUUGAAGGACGUAGAGAUUGAUUGCCCUCAUCGCAUUGACACUGGAUCUCCUGACAGAAAUCGCGCCGUUAAGCUAAUAUACAAUGCUUUGAUUAAGGCAGUCCCUGGCGCAAACAACGUGAGAAAGAUAGAUAUCUUGGUUUUAGCGAGCUCUAUCGAACAUAAUAUCUUUCGAAACUACAGGUGCAUUAUCGAUCGACAUUACAAAGACAGGAUUCGGUCGAGGGUUUAUAACCUAGCCGACGAGAAGAAUCCGGAUUUUGUUAAAAAGGUGAUAAGCGGAGAAAUUCGACCCGAGAAAUUGGCGAUCAUGACAACAGAAGAUAUGGCGUCUUCUGAAAUAAAAAGAAAGAAGGCGAUCGAACUAAAGAAGCGCGUACAACAAAUAAUUCGUCGAGAACCUGAUCUGGUCCCGUUAAAGCUAGAGGGCGACGGUUCCUUGGGAG